Messenger RNA from Colletotrichum fioriniae, 1272 nucleotides. The record is from RefSeq and is a predicted model, not a curated record. NCBI's taxonomy places the organism in Eukaryota, Fungi, Ascomycota, Sordariomycetes, Glomerellales, Glomerellaceae.
AUGGAGUUUCUCGUCCGCUUCUCUCAGGCUCACGAGUCCUUUCGGCUCCCUGAACUCCAGGCUCUCGCCGAUUUGGAGGGCAUCGACAUGAAGGUUGUCGAGUACAGCCUAGAUUCCCCCUUCUGCAUCAUCACCCUCCCCUCAGUCGACCUCGCCCCCCGCCUCGUCGCCCGCUCCCUCCUAACCCAAUCCAUCCACCUCCUCCUCGCCUCAGCCCCAACCCACGACGGAGUCCACCCCAUCCUUAAAUCCCAACUCGCCUCCCCAUCACCCCAAUCCUUUGACUGGUCCGCCGUCAGCACCUCAACCUUCAAAUUCUCCUUAGACACAUACCAAUCCUCCCGCCCCCACGCCUCCUUCGUCUCCCUCAUAAACGCGUACAAAUACCUCCCCCUCCACGGCGCAAUCGACCUCAAGACCCCGGAGCUGCACCUCACAAUCUUUGAAGACUGGGACCUCCGCGGCACAGAGGGGCCGAAACGCGUCCACCUAGCCCGCUUCCUCGCCACCGGCGCACGCUCGCUGUCGCUGAAAUAUGACCUCAAGAAGCGGGGGUACAUCAGCACGACGUCAAUGGAUUCGGAGCUCGCGCUCGUGACGGCAAACCUCGCGCACGCGGCACCUGGAAAACUGUUCUACGACCCGUUCGUCGGGACGGGGUCGUUCCCCGUUGCGUGUGCGCAUUUUGGGGCGCUUGGGUUCGGGAGUGAUAUUGAUGGGAGGGCGAUUCGUGGGAGUGGAGGGGAGAAGAGCGUAAAGGGGAAUUUUGCGCAGUAUGGGCUCUUGGAGCGGGUGGGGGAGUUUUGGACGGCGGAUUUGACGAAUUCACCGGUACGGAGGGUGAGAUGGCUCGAUGGUAUCGUGUGUGAUCCGCCGUAUGGUGUGCGGGAGGGACUAAGGGUCUUGGGAUGCCGGGAUCCGGAGAAGACGCCGUGGGUUGUUGAGGCUGGGAAGCAGCGGUACAAGUCAGUGACCCCCUUUUCUACCUGUGUCUUUGCCUUCUUCACUUUCUCGUGCUGGAUACUGAUAAACGCCAGGUCGGGAGACUUCAUCGCCCCCAAGAAGCCCUACAGCUUCCUCGCCAUGCUCGACGACAUCCUUGAGUUCGCCUCCGAGACCCUCGUCGACGGCGGCCGCCUCUCCUUCUGGAUGCCAACCGCCAACGACGAGGACCAGGAGAUUCCGACACCGCAACACCCACGCCUCGACAUUGUCGUCACAUGUGUACAACCAUUCAACAAAUGCUACAGCAUCAUGCUUACUCCCAAGUAG